AUGCACCUUCUCGGGACUCAAACAAAAACUAUAAAAACUUAUGGAAAAAAAUCUAAUGAACGUGUCAUUCUCGUUAACAAGUUACGCAGUCCUCUUACGCCAAAGAAUUUAAAUAAAAAUAGAAAUGAAAAGCAUGAGAAACUAAAAGUAUCGGUGUAUCCUUCUCCGACAAGAGAUCGGAAUAGGCCUCCAACUCCAUUCAAUGAUACCAAAGAAAAUUCACCUCUUGUUGUUCCCGAAAUAGAUCAUAGGAUUGAAUUUUUAUCUAGAGAAAUACAAGAAAUACAACUUGACAAAUCUGAGAGUAGCUUAAAGCCGCAAUACAAAAAUGAUAUUUAUCAAUCAAAUAACACACAUGAUGAUAUUGAAGCUUCAAUGAAAAAGAUUUCUAAGAUCGAAAGUUCUCUUUACAAUAAUAAGGUGUAUGAAUCAGAAAUAAUGGAGUUGCUAACGAUAUGCGAACAAACGCGAGUUUAUUCUUUUCAGGAAUUUUUAGGAUUAGAUGGAAUGAAAAACGUGAUUAAAAUCGGAGAAGCUAGUUUUUCAGAGGUAUUCGCAGGUUAUGCACCAAAAUUCACUUCAGUAAAAAAAAAGUGUGUCUUCAAGAUUAUACCAUUUGGACGCGGACCAGAAGUCUUAGUAAAUGGCGACGAACAAUGUAGCAUAAAGGACAUAACCCAAGAAGUUAAAAUAACACGCGAAUUAGGGGGGAGGACUGGACUUGACCCUUUACUGAGGGUCGGUUUCUUGCAGUUAUACAGUGUCGGUAUAUGUCGCGGUAAAUAUCCUACAGAAUUACUUGAUGAAUGGAAUAGAUGGGAUACAGAGUUUAAUUCAGAGAACGAUCGUCCAGACUAUUUCGAUGCCAAACAACUAUUUGUGAUAUUUGUUGUUGAGCAUGGAGGAAUUUCUCUUGAAGAUUUUAAGCUAAAGAAUUGGGAACAAGCCUGGAGUCUACUUACUCAAGUUGGAUGGGCUUUAGCUCAAGCCGAGCAGCACAGGGAUCUACAUUGGGGUAAUAUUACAAUAAAACCCACGAAAAAUAAGGUUGUAACAUAUGAAUUACCCUCAGCGGAAAUCAAUGUGCAAGUUCCUACAUAUGGUAUACGCGCUUUUAUAAUUGAUUAUACAUUGUCUCGUAUGCAACGCGGAGAUGAAAUUAUUCAUGUUGAUAUUUUAGAUGAAGGGUAUUUUACAGCCCAAGGUGAUUAUCAGUUCGAAAUUUAUCGCAUGAUGCGUGAAGAGACCAAGGGUAAUUGGAAGUCAUUUUGCCCAAAGACGAAUGUAUUUUGGUUGCAUUAUCUUGCGGAUAAACUCUUGACUUCUAAAAAGUUACCAAAACCAAGGAAAACCAAUGAACAAUACCAAUAUUUCGAUGCAAUUGGUCGGUUCAAGAAACGUGCGUUACAUAAAGGAGGUUACAAAAGCGCGAUUGACGCGAUGAAAAAUGACGACUUCUGGCAAAUAUAG
Molecule: messenger RNA, 1470 nt
Organism: Dentiscutata erythropus
Lineage: Eukaryota; Fungi; Glomeromycota; Glomeromycetes; Diversisporales; Gigasporaceae
Source: the annotation of a GenBank genome assembly